AUGGAGAAACGUGUGAGUGUGAUUGUGACAAAUAAGACAACAAAGGUAAGGAAACAAUUACAUAUCCACCAUGAUAUUGCCUUCUCCAUUCUUUCAAAAUUAUCUAUUAAACCUUUGAAACGAUUUGAAUGUGUAUGCAAGUCAUGGUCUCUCUUGUCUGAUAACCCCUAUUUCAUGAAAACCUACCGCAAGAGUUUAUUCACAAAGUAUCAUUCUUAUUAUGAUGAUGCAUGCGUCCUCCUUCAUCCACUUUACAAUUCUUAUCACAAUCAUAGAUUUGGGUUGUAUCCUCUUUAUGAUGAGAGGUUUGUGAGUAAUGUCAAAAUAGAUAAGCCAUAUUGUGAUUGUGGUUUUAGUAUUUUAGGUUCGGGUAGUGUUCAUGGAAUUUUUUGUUUGUCUUUUAUAUACGAAAAGGAUAUUAUAUUGUGGAAUCCAUGUACUAAGGAAUUUAAACUCAUUCCUCGUGGCAUUAAUCAUCGCAAAUGUUAUCAAAAAGGUUAUCUUAAUUGGGGAUUUGGUUAUGACUCUGUCGAUGAUGACUAUAAAGUGACAUGCAUUUAUCAGCCGCCAGUAGAAGACGAAGAAGUAUAUUGUGAACCCUUGGUAUGUGAAAUAUAUAGUUUAAGAAAUAACUUUUGGAAAAAAUUUGAUGUUGAUAAGAAACAUAGUCUUAAUUUUUGGAGCAAUGAACAAGUAUACAUCAAUGGAUUGUCUCACCGGGUGUGUAAAGUUGCAACACAUAAAUGUAAUGAAUCAUAUGUGUUGUCAUUUGACUGGCACCGUGAGGUUUUCACUACAACACCUAUACCAUUUGACAUAGAAGAUAUUAUUGAUUUUCUUAAUGGGUGGAGACACUUGGUGUUAUUAAAUGGGUCUACUGCUUUGAUAUUAAAUUCCACAAGGACGUCUACAUUUCACAUUUAUAUCCUGGGUGAAUUUGGCGUAAAAGAAUCAUGGACUAAAAUCUUCACUAUAGAAUCUUUCCCGAAUCUUAAGUAUCCAAUUGGAAUGGGAAAAAGGAGUGAUAUGUUGCUUAAGAAAAAAGACGGUGGACUAGUUUGGUUCGAUUUAGUUACUCAAAAGAUUACCGAUCUUAACAUUACAACUAAGAAUGUUAGUUGUAAUAUAAUAAUUCAUAAAGAAAACCCUAUUAGCCUUGUUGCAUAUCAAGGAAAAAGUAUUUAA
Vicia villosa (hairy vetch) is the source of this 1185-nucleotide messenger RNA. Its product is annotated as F-box/kelch-repeat protein At3g06240-like. NCBI's taxonomy places the organism in Eukaryota, Viridiplantae, Streptophyta, Magnoliopsida, Fabales, Fabaceae. The transcript has a single exon. The record is from RefSeq and is a predicted model, not a curated record. Gene Ontology annotation, molecular function: protein binding. The coding region runs from base 1 to 1185 and encodes 394 amino acids.